CCGCGAUGUUUUGUAACACACGUUGUGAAAGCUGUUUGAUAAGUGCCAUACCUGGUCAGUGUAGCAACCUUUCAAAGUGAAGACUGCACAGGUGAUGAAAGUAUUUGUCGCCGCGAUCAUUCUCCCCGGUUUGGCUUAGAUAGUUCCAGCUAAAAUGCCUGAGGGUCCAGAACUGCACCUGGCUAGCCUGUUUGUGAACAAAAUGUGUGAGGGCGUGGUGUUCACCGGACCAGUCAGAAAGUCCGAGGUCAGCAAGAACCCAGAUGUGCCCUUCACCUGUGACGCAUAUAUUAUCACAGCCACUUCCAGAGGGAAGGAAGUGAAGCUCACGCUGACGCCCAUGAAGAGUGAUGAUCCGAAACAGAGAGUGAAAGCAGGGCAAGCAGUGGAGCCCAUGGAUAUAGUCUUUCGCUUCGGGAUGUCAGGCUUUUUCCGCUUCACCGCAGAGGAUGAGUUGCCCAAGCACGCCCAUCUGCGCUUCUUUUCCAAAGAGAAUCCCUGCAGAGUGCUGAGCUUUGUGGAUGCACGCAGGUUUGGCAGCUGGCACCCCAAUGGGACGUGGCAGGCUGACAGAGGGCCCUGCAUCAUGUUUGAGUACAAAAGCUUCAGGGAGAACGUUGUGUCACACCUGUCCGACCGGGCCUUUGACAGACCCAUCUGUGAAGUUCUGCUCAAUCAAAAGUACUUCAACGGAAUUGGGAACUACCUGAGGGCGGAAAUCCUAUUCAGAUUAAACAUUCCACCCUUUGUGCCUGCCAGAGAUGUACUCGAAGGUCUUACCACAGAAGAUUUAUGCGACAAUAUGAAGCCUGUGAAAAAUGAAACUGCAGACACAAAGACAACCCCACAAAUAAAGAAAGGAAAAGCGGUGAAACAGGAGGCUGAUGACCUGCUCAGACUCUGCCAUACAGUACCUCUGGAGGUUGUGAAAAUGGGUGGAAAGGGCUACGAUCCGGAGAAGGCGGACUACUCUGCCUUUGAGGCAUGGCUGCAGUGUUACUACGUGGAUGGGAUGAAGUCUCUCCGGGAUCACAACGGCAGAACUGUGUGGUUCAGAGGAGAUCCAGGCCCCAUGGCUCCAAAAAAUUCAAAGUCACCCAAAGCAAAAAAGAGAGUAAAGAAGGAGGAGGACCAUGAUUACACAGACAAGAAAAAGGUGGCCAGAAGCCGCUCUGAAAACACUGUAAAGAAAAGACUGAUCAAAGAGGAACGUGUGGCCAAAACGCCACAGAAAGAAAAGACUGCAAAUCGGAAGGAAACCGGAUCAAAGAGAAGAAAGGCUGAAAAGGCCCGAGAAAUGAGCACACCGCAGCGAGAAACGAGAUCUAAAGCAUGCAGGAGGAAGAGCAGCAGUGGCGAGCCAACUGCAGGUCCACAGAAGCGAAACGGGAGGGUGACCAGAAAAGACGGCAAAUAAAAACAAAGCAAAAAAAAAUCACCUGUUUUAUAGAACGGUUUUAAACAUUUUUUUAUACGAUUAAAUCUUUUUAAUAAACAUUUUUCUACUGAA
Messenger RNA from Mugil cephalus (flathead mullet), 1510 nucleotides. RefSeq names its product nei-like DNA glycosylase 1 (gene neil1). Gene Ontology annotation, biological process: base-excision repair. The transcript has 10 exons. The record is from RefSeq and is a predicted model, not a curated record. NCBI's taxonomy places the organism in Eukaryota, Metazoa, Chordata, Actinopteri, Mugiliformes, Mugilidae. The coding region runs from base 155 to 1417 and encodes 420 amino acids. Gene Ontology annotation, molecular function: DNA-(apurinic or apyrimidinic site) endonuclease activity; damaged DNA binding; DNA N-glycosylase activity. Gene Ontology annotation, cellular component: nucleus.